This is a messenger RNA of Scatophagus argus, 3010 nucleotides long. RefSeq names its product pumilio RNA-binding family member 3 (gene pum3). The record is from RefSeq and is a predicted model, not a curated record. The transcript has 18 exons. Gene Ontology annotation, molecular function: mRNA binding. Gene Ontology annotation, biological process: regulation of translation. Lineage: Eukaryota; Metazoa; Chordata; Actinopteri; Scatophagidae. Gene Ontology annotation, cellular component: nucleolus. The coding region runs from base 271 to 2232 and encodes 653 amino acids.
CAGAAGAACUACGUUACUACUGAAGAAUUCGCUUGUUAUAUAUACUGUGUCUGCUGAGUAUAAAACAUGUUAAGUACGAUUAUAAGUACGUGAUAAAAUAUAUUCUACUACUUUUCGACGACAAAGUAUUGUCGCAACAAUCAGCGUUUUACGGCACCUACGAUUCAGUUUGAUUGGACGUUUUGUGCCGUAAACUGUGUUGGUUAAAGAACGCAUGGGACUGAAGAGGGACAGCGUGUGAGUGCAUCUGAAAUUGAGACGCAUGUUAGGAUGGAGGCGAAAUCAAAGAGAUCUCCUAAAGGUGGAAAGAAGUUCACACAGAAAGGAAAAGAUUCCAUAGGGACCAAACUUGGUGGAAAACCAGGUAAUAAGCCAGGCGGUAAAAAACCUUUCAAACCAUACAACAACACAGAGAGGAAGAGCAAACCGGGGAAGGGUGGAGAUGGUGGCAAGAAACAACAAAAGUUUGCUUUUGCCAAAACCAGCAAGGGGUCGCAGAAAAGGAAACUGCCGCCUUUUAAAGGGAAAAAGGAAGAGGAAGGUCCAGUGGCUAAGAAGAUGAAGAAAGGUGAGUUUAAGCCAAAGACGAAGGAGAUGACAAAGGAGGAGUUGAAGAUGAACAGGCAGCAGAGGAAGAAGGAGCUGAAGAAGAACAGGCAGCUGGCAGAGAGGAAGGACAUGUUCCAGAUCAUCUGUCAGGCCAAACAAGUGUGGGGAGACCUCAGGAGGAAGAACUGCGACAAUGACUUGAAGAAGAAGCUGAUGAAGGAGCUUCACGAUCUGAUCCGCGGGAAGGUGAAACAGAUGGCGUUUGCUCACGACUCGGUUCGAGUGCUGCAGUGUUUCAUCCAGUUCGGCAACCACGAGCAGAGACACGAAGUGUUUGAGGAGCUCAAAGAUGACGUCAUCGCUUUGUGUAAGUCGCAGUACGGCAGACAUGUGGUGAAAAAACUGCUGAUGUACGGGAACAAGGAGCUGGUUGCAGCUGUGAUGCAGACAUUUAAAGGUCACGUGCGUCCGAUGCUUCGCCACGCCGCCGCCUCAUCCAUCAUCGAGUACGCCUACAACGACAAAGCCGUGCUCGCACAGAGACUCAUGCUCACUGAGGAGCUGUACGGGAACACCUUCAUUGUCUGCAAGUCAUCAGUGUGUAACACCAUUGAGAAAGUUAUUGAAGGGAACCCGGACAAGCUGAACGGCAUCAUCGACGAGAUGAAACAGAUUCUCGCGCCCAUGGCCCAGAAAGAACAAGUGAUCAAACACUCUCUGGUCCACAAAGUCUUCCUGGACUUCUUCCUGAUUGCUCCUGAGAAACAGAGAACAGAGAUGAUCGAGUCCAUCAGAGAGUCGGUUGUCUACAUGGCUCACACACAUGACGGAGCGCGAGUGGCGAUGCACUGUUUGUGGCACGGGACGGCCAAGGAUAGAAAAGUGAUCAUCAAAACGAUGAAGACGUACAUGGUGAAGUUCGCCACGGGGGAGUUCGGUCACCUGGUUCUUCUGGCCAUAUUCGACUGCGUGGAUGACACCAAGCUGGUCAAACAGGCCGUGCUCUCAGAGAUCUUGUCCUCGCUGGAUGAGGUCAUCAGUAAUAAAUACGGCAAGAAGGUUUUGUUGUACCUGCUGAGUCCCAGAGACCCUGCUCACCUGCUGCCAGAGAUCAUCAAGGUGCUGGAGAAAGGAGACGGAAACACACACAGUAAAAAGGACAUGGCGACUCGCAGGAAAGAGCUGCUGGACGUCGUCUCCCCACCACUGUUGGACUAUCUCCGUAACAACGCUGACACCAUGGUGACGGACAAGGCGACCAGCGUCACAGUCAGUGAUAUCUUGGCAUCAGCCUGUGGUGACCUGCGGCCAGCCAUGACGGCCGUGGCUCAGCUAGCCAAUCAGGAGUUAGUACCAGGAGGGAGCAGCGAACAGCUGCACAUGGCGGAGCAUCCGGCUGGACACUUGGUGCUGAAAUGGCUCAUAGAGCAGGACGUGAUGCUUGCCGAGGCUGGCAAAGAGGAGCGGUUCAGCAGGAUACUGGUGGACACAGUGGGGACAGACAAGCUGAAGAGCUGGGUCAAAGUCAACAGAGGAGCCAUGGUGCUCUGCAGCCUUCUGAACAGCUGCGAUAAGUCUGUGGCCGCGGACGUGAAGGCAGCGUUGCAGUCCAUCAAAUCAGAGAUCAGCAGCCUCAGCAACAACAAAGGAGCUGAAAUCCUGUUGGAGAAUCUGAACAAGUAGAGACUUCUAAUUUUAAACCAACUGGUGACGUCAAACACGUCACUUCCUGUGCGGCAGUCCUUUUUUUUUUGUUUGUUUGUUUUUUUUUUUACAGAGAAUGCCAACAAAUCGCAGUUUUUGUUGGCAUUAUCUUUUUUUGCUGCAAAUGGGAAUAUUCUGAGGAAGUGGACACAUCCUGGAACAUUGUUGGUCCCUGGUGGAAAAAUGGGAGCAAGUUUGUGUGCAGAUGUUGAGAACUCUGUUAAUAAUGAAAUAAAAGUGUUUGGAAGACAAAGUGAUGCUAUGAGAAAACAGGUUAAAUUACAGUGAUGCCACUUGUUUACAGAUGUUAAUUUGUCAGUGCUACAACACAUGAACAGAAAACAUAAAUCAUCAUUGCAUCAGUACAGCAACUCGUGGUUAGAGUAAAUUAAGCAAUACGGAGUACAUAGAACAUCGCCGUCCUGUUAUGGUUUCUGUUCGUGCACAUAGUUACAGUUUUAUUUACAGGUUUCGAAAUAUCUGCCUGAGGUGAAUGGAAGUUGAUUUUAAUGCCCACAGCACUCACCACAGCUGCAACAUCUGUUUCAUAGGAACGAUAUGCGUAACAGAAAGGUAGUUUGUUAAUUUGAGUGAACUGGCCCUUUAACAGUGGCUGCUUAACAAAGAGCUGUCCAGUAUUCCCUGACUGUUUGUGCCUUCCUGUUUCAGAUUGGGUUUUUUUUUUCUUUUUUGUAUCUUGUGAUAAUUUUAUCAGCUAGAAAGAAAAUUUGAUUAAAAAUAAAGAUAAUUAUGAGUA